GAUCUGCUCUGCAAUUGGAAGUAGACAAGACUUGCCCAUCACCAACUCGCUUCGUCUACCGCGUCUGUCUCGUCGCCUCGACUUUCACCUCCUACCUUUUCAGCUUCACCUUUUUAUCCUAUUCUAGACCGAUACCACCUCUAGCCGGCGCCUACCUACUUAAAUAGGUAUCCCUUUGGUAUCCUUUUCGCGACACAAACAACGACCGAGCCGCUGCCGACCCUCCAAACCCCGACCCUGGCCUCGACAUCCCGCCGUAACCAAGUGCUCGAAAUCGUCCGACAUGCUCGCGCCUUAGAUAGAUAUGACCGAGUCCUCCUGCUCUCCUUCGCCCGCACCAAACUCGAGUGGCCCUCAUGACCCGUCAAAAUAGUUGAUCCGCCCAUCUGACGAGAAUCUCGUUGCACCCCGAACCUCCUAGACCACGAUAGUCCUCUGCCGAUCGCCGGGUUUCAUGAUGCCUUCCGCAAAGACGCCCGACCAGGACGUGCCUCAAGUAGAUGCCUUCGCCGCUCUCCUCAAGAAUGUUUUGGAUCAUGCGCGAUCCGCCAAGCCAGAUGCAUCUAUCGAGCCUCCUCUCACCAAGGCCGAUUUCGACAGCUUACUUAGCCAGCUUCCCACCAUAUUCCCCUGCGCGUCGCCCAGCUACGUUUCCGAGAGUCUGACAUCCGAAAAAGCUCGGCAGUAUGCUGUGGUGGAAACUGCGGCGCGAAACGUCUUCAGCAGCUUAGUGGCCGGAACCUCUAUUAAUUCGCCUGAGUUUGUCCAAAUCUGGAACCUGUUCGACUUCUUGUCGGUAUUGUCUGAUAGUGAGCAAUGCGACCCGGCUCUCCUCUUCUGGCUUGUUGAAGAGCUUCUCGACAGCCAGACCACCGAGGGCUGCCGCAAAAUUUUCGAUUUUCUCGAAUCGCGGAGAGAGCAAAUCAUCGCACAGAACCUCAAUCAGAAGAAAUUGGUUAUUCUCAGGUCAUGCAACGAUCUCCUCCGUCGGCUGUCGCGCGCCGAGGACACGGCUUUUUGCGGCCGAGUUUUCAUAUUCAUGUUCCAAUGCUUUCCUCUGGGAGACAGAAGUUCGGUGAAUUUGCGCGGCGAAUACCAUGUCGAAAAUGUUACGGCAUUUGACGAGACACCGGCCCCGGAGGACGACGCGGGAGAUAAGAUGGUUGUCGACGUAGAACCUGACGCCACCAAAGACGAAAGCAAGGCCACUCCCAAAGCAGUUUCAUUCGAUGCCAAGAACAAACCGACGCCCGAGAAGCCCCUCGAUACUAGUGCAUUAUAUCCUAUUUUCUGGUCACUUCAGCAUGAUUUCAGCCAACCGACGACGCUUUUCGACCCCGCGCAAUUGGCCAAGUUCAAGGCGGGUCUGGAAGCGACCGUAGCCGCGUUUGAGGCAGUCGAGAAACUUCAGAGAAGUACGAAGGGUUCCGACGAGAACAAGACCAUCCCUCAGAAAAGAAAGAAUCCCGAGGGGGACGAUGAUCUUCGUAGUAGUACCAAUAACCCCAAGUAUCUUACGGGCAGGGAACUUUUCGAGCUUGAGAUCAGCGACCUCUACUUCAGACGGCACAUCCUCAUACAGGCGUUCAUCGUACUGGAUUUCCUCCUCUCCCUCACUCCCCAGGCUAGGGCCAAACUUGCGAACAUCAAGUCUCAAAAUAGAUCCGUGAUAUACGGGGACCAAAAGUUGGGAGAUGAAGACGCGAAAUGGGCGAGGACCAUGAAGGACAGGAUCACCACCUAUAUCCAAGCAGAUAACGAUGGAUAUUUCUUCUUUCGCGUGGUCGAGAGCGUUAUCUCGAGAGACAAGGGCUGGGUCCGCUGGAAAGUGGAAAGCUGUCCGCCGAUUAAGAAGGAGCCCGUUUCGCCAGCCGACUUCAACGAGGCAAAAGCCAACGCCCGGCGUAUGGCCACUAAUAAAAGGCUUCGAUCUGUCCCCAUGGGCACCCUUUCGUUAGAGUUCUUGAGGGAAGAGGAUAGCGAAACCGCCAUGGAGAUGUUGAAGGAUCCAUCGAGGUGCGAACUUCCUCGUUUGGAUGUCUUCAAGACCAAAAUCGCCUCCGACGAUCUCGAUUUUGAUUUUGCCAAGAACGAAAAGGAGAAAGCACAGAUACUAGAAUCUAAGGCUAGCAAGACCUGGAGAGCUCUAAGGAUUGCGCGGAGAUCAAGGCUGGCCGUUUUCGAUAAGAUCGAGGAUUGGCAAAAAGUCGAUAUCAUCUUCCAAGAUGAGCCGAACCCCGGCGAAGAGACCCCGGGAGACUCAGAGGCAACCGUUCAACUCCCAGAGGAUAAACGGCCGAUCAUUUUGACGGGGCCGAGCGAUGUCAGCCGAUCCACGCUAGCCUCGAUGCUUUUCGAGAAACAUCCCGGCGCAUUUGAAAAAAUCAUACGCCAUACCACUCGAAUCCCCCAGGACGGCGAGGUCGCCGGCCAAGAUUACCAUUUUGUGGAUUCCAAAACCUUCAAUACGUUAUUAGAUGGAGACAGUUUCUUCGAAUUCGCCAACCGAGAAGGGUUCGAUUAUGGAACGAGCCGAAGGCUAGCGGAUGCCGCGAUAGAUUCUGGAAAAGUCCCGUUGAUCCUACUAGAUCGCGAAGGCGCCCAGAUGGCUAAAGAUAACGGCUAUUCCUCACGGACCAUAUUUAUCUCGCCUAGCAUUGAGCAAUUCGAAGCCGAACUGAGAAAGACAGGAGCCGUACCGGAAGAUGUCAUAAGGAGUCAUGUGAAGUCAGCACAGGAAGACCUGGAACAUUCUCUGUCCGCGGAUCUGUACGAUACCACCAUUCCGAUCCACGAUAUCGAGGAAGCGUAUAAAGCCCUAGAAACCUUCAUCUACGGGGCACCCGUGCCAGAAGGAACAGGCAACGUUAAUAGCAACGGAACUACCACAGUGGAUGAUGCCACAAUGAGGGACGCAACGAAUGGCAAUGCAGUAUCGUAGGUAGUAUUCAACAGCACGAAAGAGUGUCUGGUAGUUCUACGGGUUCACGAGAACGCAGCUAGGCAUGGUCAAUCCCCCUGUAUCUUCAACCUUGCGCCCGAGCGCGCAUCGAUAGGAUCACAGCAAGAGACGUAGAUAUUUAUAUAAUCAUUAGAUGCUUCGGGUCGGAACAUUAGCAUGUAUUCUGUCGAGAUACCCAUAUACAAAUAUAUAUGAUGGUUGCGAGUCCAUUUAUGUUACUUGUCUGUAGAACCUACCGCCUACCUAGGCCCAGCAAUUUGUGAUGCGUACCUUAAUAUAAUACGCCGUAGGUAAUGUGUCUACAUGAUCUCCUAUUCCUAUUCAUGUAGUGUCCUAGACCUAUAGCUCUAUGUAAAUAGCAUCGUAUCCUAGAUCAAAUGGUAAAUAUGCCCCAAAUACAUAUUCAUGCACACGUCCGUCUUAUA
This is a messenger RNA of Durotheca rogersii, 3387 nucleotides long. Its product is annotated as THO complex subunit 1 transcription elongation factor-domain-containing protein. Gene Ontology annotation, cellular component: THO complex part of transcription export complex. Gene Ontology annotation, biological process: mRNA export from nucleus; regulation of DNA-templated transcription elongation. Bases 455 to 2941 code for a protein of 828 amino acids. Lineage: Eukaryota; Fungi; Ascomycota; Sordariomycetes; Xylariales; Xylariaceae. The record is from RefSeq and is a predicted model, not a curated record. The transcript has 5 exons.